This is a messenger RNA of Amblyraja radiata (thorny skate), 1400 nucleotides long. Its product is annotated as prostaglandin E2 receptor EP2 subtype-like. Gene Ontology annotation, cellular component: plasma membrane. Gene Ontology annotation, molecular function: prostaglandin E receptor activity. Gene Ontology annotation, biological process: positive regulation of cytosolic calcium ion concentration; adenylate cyclase-activating G protein-coupled receptor signaling pathway; cellular response to prostaglandin E stimulus. The coding region runs from base 144 to 1193 and encodes 349 amino acids. NCBI's taxonomy places the organism in Eukaryota, Metazoa, Chordata, Chondrichthyes, Rajiformes, Rajidae. The record is from RefSeq and is a predicted model, not a curated record. The transcript has 3 exons.
CCAGACCGACCGGCCAGCUGUGAGAGCAGCCGCGGGGAAAGGGGAAGUUGUAGUCAACCUGGAUGUGGCCGACACGGGUGGUGGACGCGGUGCUGACUACACGGAGGGGACGACGUGAGUUGGGCGAGUGAGUGGGAAGCAGCAUGGAGCCCCCGGCCACGUCCAAUGGCUCAUGCGAGAACACCACGAAGAUCGAUGGAAAUGCCGGGCCAGCCAUGAGCGCCGUCAUGUUCGGCGCCGGGGUGCUGGGCAACUUACUGGCCCUGGCCGCUCUCGCCGUCCACAAGCGUAAUUCCAGGAAUAAGAUGUCCCUCUUCUACAUCUUGGUGAGCAGUCUGAUCACCGCCGACCUAGUGGGAACACUGAUCAUCAGCCCCAUGGUGUUGACCGCCUACUCCCGGGGCCGGACACUGGAGGAUCUCCAGCUCUGCAACUACUGCGCCUUCGCCUUAUCUUUCUUCGGUCUGUCCUCGAUGUUCAUCCUCUUCGCCAUGGCCCUGGAGCGCUGCCUGUCCCUCAGCUGCCCCUACUUCUACCAGCGACACAUUAGCAACCGCUGCGGGCUGGUGGCCGUGCCCGCCAUCUGCAUCUUCUGCCUGCUCUUCUGCGCGCUGCCGCUGCUCGGCUUCGGACUCACCGCGCAGUAUUGCCCCGGCACUUGGUGCUUCAUCAAGAUGGGGGUUUGGGGAGAGGAGACCAAACACCGCGUCUACUCGCUGUCCUACGCCGUGCUGUUGAAGGUCCUCAUCGUCUCCACCCUCCUCUGCAACGUCUCGGUCAUCUUCAACCUCUGCCGCAUGUACCGGAGGCACAAGUCCCGCAGGCACUCCACUGUGUCCGGGGCAAGGCGGCGUGACUUCUCCCAGUCUGAGGAGGUCCAGCACCUGGCUCUGCUCGCCAUCAUGACCACCACCUUUGUCAUCUGCUCGGUGCCCAUCACGAUCCGUGCAUACAUCGGAGCAUUUUACGUUGUCAAAGACCGCGAAAGUGAUCUCCUGGCUCUCCGUUGUUUAUCUUUUAAUUCGAUAAUUGACCCGUGGGUUUUUAUUAUUUUCAACACAUCAACAUCUAAAAGGAUAUUGUCCAGGAUAUUGUGCUGUAAAUCCACUUCCAAUAGACAAUAUUCACAUGCCACCACUUUCAAAAAGACUGAAACAAUCGCACCAGAGCCACUUUUUGACAGGCAUUCCUGAUACUUGAAUUAUGUUGAAGGUGUUUUCAAAAUUUUAAUAAUAACCCUUCUCUGUCCCUUUGAAUGAAAGAUGCACUUAGUAUCAUGUUAUGGGAUUUGACAGAACAAUUUGCUUUACACUAUUCAAAGGUUCAAAGGUUCUUUAUUAGUCACAUACACCAAUUGGUGUAGUGAAAUGUGUAUUGCCAAUGCAGCACAUAUAAAAAGA